Acanthoscelides obtectus is the source of this 369-nucleotide messenger RNA. Lineage: Eukaryota; Metazoa; Arthropoda; Insecta; Coleoptera; Chrysomelidae. The record is from the annotation of a GenBank genome assembly.
AUGACUUCAAAACGGUCCUUAUCUCAGGCAGAAUUGGAAGAAGAAGUGAGAAAAAUUAUGGAGGGAGGAGACAGUGAUCCAGAUCCAUUUGAGGAUAGUGAAAGUGAUUGGGAAGAAGAUAAUAUUGAAGUAGAAUCGAUUAAGGGAUCAGAUGAUUCAAAUGAUGAAUUCUAUUUGGACGAGAAUGUUCCUAUAAAUGAACAAGAAACGACUACUUCGGCAGAGAAAAAGAAUGAUGACGGCCAUGUGAACUCCGACGAUCCCGUACAUCAACCUCAACUUGAACCUUGUAAAACAAAUCACUUUCUAGUUAAACCCAAUAUUUUGAGUUUGAAAGGAAAGAAUGGUCAGAGAUGGACAUCAACAUAG